AUGAUGGAGACUCCGGACCGAUAUGACUCGAACAGUCCUUUCGAGCCUUGCUCCCCGCUUUCCCUAGAUUCACCAGCAACGGACGGAUUCGAUUUAUUUGAUAACGAUGGCUACUUCGAAGAGCUGCAGAGUGAUUCUCUUGUUGGCCGGUACAUACUGGUCACCGGUGGACUGGGCUUCAUUGGCAGUCACACGACCUUGGAACUUCUGAAAGCCAACUAUAACGUGCUAAUAAUCGACAACCUCAGCAAUUCCUUCUUGAGUGUCUUGGAGCGGAUCAACUUUCUGGCAUCCAAAUAUCAUGAGCAAAGAGGGACCAAAAUGCCAUCAUUGCGGCUGCAUUCCCAUAAUUUUCGAGACCAACUAGCACUGCGGCAGUUUCUUAAAGAGUACCGGGUUCCCUCCGAAACAGGUCGUCCCAUGUCCAGAAUCGCAGGUGUCAUUCAUUUUGCUGCAUAUAAAGCAAUCGAAGAGAGUAUCCGGGAGCCGUUGAAAUACUAUGCCAACAACGUAAGCGGACUGAUAGACUUUGCAGCAACUCUGGGCGAAUUUGGUAUCAAGACGUUCAUAUUCUCCUCUUCGGCUACAGUAUAUGGAACCCUGGCAACUUCUGGUCUUCCUUUGAGAGAAGAGCUCUGCGUCCAUAGAGAACAGAUCGUUAGAGACGACGAUGGAGUUGAAAAAAUCGUACAACCCGGAUGCACGGGAAUCACCAAUCCAUAUGGCCGCACGAAAUGGAUGUGCGAGACCAUUCUAGCGGACCUGGCCGCUUCAGACCCCGAAUGGACGAUCGUGAAUUUGCGAUACUUCAAUCCAAUCGGAUGCGACUCCUCCGGUCUUCUGGGCGAAGAUCCCAAGCAAGUCCCAACCAACCUUCUACCGGUUGUCAUCAAAGUCAUCACAGGGCAAUAUCAGGAGCUGCAGAUCUUCGGAACAGACUGGGAAACGGAAGACGGUACCGCCGUUCGCGACUUCAUUCACGUUACAGACCUUGCUCGAGGACAUAUUGCUGCUCUCAACGCCGCCAAUGACGGUAAACUGAGAGACAAUUUCCGGGCAUUCAAUCUCGGCGCAGGACGUGGCCAUUCUGUUAUGGAAGUGGUGAACGCCAUGGAGGAGGUCUCAUCCAAGCAUAUUCCGGUAAGAACUACCGGACGUCGUCCUGGUGACAUUGGCUCGUGUGUUGCUGUGGCCACCAGGUCUCACGAAGAGCUUCAUUGGAGGACAGAGAAGACGUUGAAGGAUGCAUGUCUGGAUAUCUGUCAUUUCUUGGAUGUUAGUGGUUUGUCUUCAUAG
Messenger RNA from Aspergillus chevalieri, 1296 nucleotides. RefSeq names its product NAD-dependent epimerase/dehydratase family protein. NCBI's taxonomy places the organism in Eukaryota, Fungi, Ascomycota, Eurotiomycetes, Eurotiales, Aspergillaceae. Gene Ontology annotation, biological process: beta-D-galactose catabolic process via UDP-galactose, Leloir pathway. Bases 1 to 1296 code for a protein of 431 amino acids. The transcript has a single exon. Gene Ontology annotation, cellular component: cytosol. Gene Ontology annotation, molecular function: UDP-glucose 4-epimerase activity. The record is from RefSeq and is a predicted model, not a curated record.